AUGCUACUCUACACGCGGAAAACGACAGAUCGUUCCAGUACUACCUACUCCCUGCCGACACAAACCCAUCACAAAUUGACCGAGCUCUGUACUCCAAUCACAGAUCCAAGCGCGGAUGCAUACGCCGUCGCACAAUUCGACGCCGCUGUGAUAGGACGUCGUGUACCGAUUACUCCUGACUCUGCUGUCAAGCGAGAAGAUGGCAACGUCGGCGCCGCCUUGUACGCCACCUACAACGAUGAAAAUGUCUACGGGCACUCGAGCCCUUAUAUCAAGGAGGCCGGCGAGAAGGUCAAGCGAGAAGAUGGCAACGUUGGCACCGCCUUGUACGCCGCCUACAACGAUGAAAAUGUCUACGGGCACUCGAGCCCUUAUAUCAAGGAGGCCGGCGAGAAGGUCAAGCGAGCAGAGGGCAACGUCGGCACCGCCCUGUACAAGGCCCUCUCCGAUAGAAAUGUCUACGGGAGGUUGACCCCUUAUAUCCAGGAGGCCGGCGAGAAGGUCAAGCGAGAAGAUGGCAACGUCGGCACCGCCUUGUACGCCGCCUUCAACGAUGAAAAUGUCUACGGGCACUCGAGCCCUUAUAUCAAGGAGGCCGGCGAGAAGGUCAAGCGAGCAGAGGGCAACGUCGGCACCGCCUUGUACAACAUCCUCGCAGAUUAUGUCUACGGGAAGUUGACCCCUAAUAUCAAGGAGGCCGGCGAGAAGGUCAAGCGAGCCGAAGAAAAGCGCGCGGAAGAGUAA
Molecule: messenger RNA, 744 nt
Organism: Sphaerulina musiva SO2202
Lineage: Eukaryota; Fungi; Ascomycota; Dothideomycetes; Mycosphaerellales; Mycosphaerellaceae
Exons: 3
Coding region: 1-744 (247 amino acids)
Source: RefSeq, a predicted model, not a curated record